AGCUAUUCUACAUUGAUGUAGCUCCUAUUUUCUACUUGGCUCCGCCUUUCCUCCAAUGUUGAUACCAAAACAAGAAAGCUCCUAUUUUCUACUUGGCUCCGCCUUUCCUCCAAUGUUGAUACCAAAACAAGAAAGCUCCUAUUUUCUACUUGGCUCCGCCUUUCCUCCAAUGUUGAUACCAAAACAAGAAAGCUCCUAUUUUCUACUUGGCUCCGCCUUUCCUCCAACGUUGAUACCAAAACAAGAAAGCUAUUCUACAUUGAUGUUGAUGUUUGUGGAAGAAGUUAUGGAACUAAUAGAACUAGAUAAAUUGAGAGAUGCUUUAGUGGGGCUACCAGGAAUUGAUGGUCUUUCAACAGAACAAAGGAAGAGAUUGACAAUAGCAGUGGAGUUGGUUGCUAAUCCGUCGACUAUCUUCAUGGACGAACCAACUUCUGGUAUUGAUGCUAGAUCUGCUGCCAAUUUGUUAUGCGUACGUCGCUGA
This is a messenger RNA of Cucumis sativus (cucumber), 484 nucleotides long. RefSeq names its product ABC transporter G family member 42-like. The record is from RefSeq and is a predicted model, not a curated record. The coding region runs from base 56 to 484 and encodes 142 amino acids. The transcript has 5 exons. Lineage: Eukaryota; Viridiplantae; Streptophyta; Magnoliopsida; Cucurbitales; Cucurbitaceae.